Molecule: messenger RNA, 711 nt
Organism: Phaedon cochleariae (mustard beetle)
Lineage: Eukaryota; Metazoa; Arthropoda; Insecta; Coleoptera; Chrysomelidae
Source: the annotation of a GenBank genome assembly
AUGAACAAGAAAAUGGAUCCAAAUCAGAUUAUUCAGAUUGGAUCAUGGGGGGAAGAAGCAAAAGAUUCAAAAGUUGAUAUCGAGGUUUAUGAUUCAGUUAAAAAUUGCCAAUAUUCGGUUUUAGUACACCCAAAUUCUGUGGGUUUAGAAGGUAGUUCAGAUAAUGAAGAACAGAACCUCACAGAAUCGACUGAUUCCUUACAACCAACAGUUUGGAAUCAAACUGAAACGCUCGCUCUUAUCAAUAUCUUCUCCCUACAUCUAGACAAAUUCAAACAAUUCAAGAUGAAAAAGCAAAGAUGGGUUCUGAUUUCCAAUGAGUUGAAAAAAAUUGGUAUUGAUAAAACACCCGAAAAAUGCAAUAUCAAAUGGAGAAAUUUGCUGAGGUCAUAUAGAGCUCACAAGAGUAUUAGAAAGGAUCAUGGAAGAUUCGAGUUUUAUAAUGAACUUAAUGCCAUUCUGACCAGUGAUUCCUAUCAACAAGUUGAAAAUACUAUACCUGAGGCAAGUAUAUUUGAUUCACCAGAAAUUAAGGUUUCCUUAGAUGAACCAUGUUCAAAGAGAAAGAAAUGCUGUGCCAAAAGUGAAAAACAAAAAAGGCAUGAAGAUCGCAUGAGUUUAUUGAGGAAAAAGGUAGAAAUAGAAGAAAGAAAAGUCAAGGCUUUUGAAGACUAUAUACAGUUUUUGAAAAAUUCUCAUGUAAGAGAAUAG